GUCUGAUGUGGAAGGUGCCCGCCGCCGGUCGUCUCGGGGCCGCGCUUGACUUCGCCCCGUUCGCUCCCUAGCCAUGGACAGGGCUCACAGUUGGGACCAAAACCCCCUCGAGUGUCGUGCAAGGGAUGUGUGAGUGUGGAAAUAAGCGCCGUAACAUGAAAACUAGUUAGGGAAAAGGGGGUAGAUCCAAAGGUGCUCUCGAAGAUGGAAGCGAAAAUGGCUGACGCCUGAGACUCGGAGGACCUUAUGCGAGGCGGCGCUGCGGAAUGCUCGAGGACGCAGCUGGCAGGAGGAGUGAGAACAGCAGGUUUUGGGUGUUUUAUGCAGUGAUCGUUGAAUUGUCCCCACAAGUGGCUGGAAUUUGCUUAUGCGUACGUCUCAUUGUGUUUGUCGGAGAACUCUGCCUCCAGCCCUGUAAAGGCAAGGGAAUGCAUGACAUGUUCAUCUCUCCGGCGGGAGGUGAGCCCAGUGCAGUCUUGCAUGCCCCUGCCAAUUCUGGACAGUGCCUGCAGAGGAAGCGAAAGUUGGAUCAGACUACCAGUGACUACCCAAGUGCUGCAUCAAGUUACACAGUGACCCCUGUAGCAGCACCAGCACAUACUAUAGCUGCUAAACAUCUCUCUCAUCAGACUGGUAGUCUAUAUAGUGAUGGCGUGACCUUAAGCCAAACAAAACCGCACCACCAACAGCAGCAGCAGCUGCAGCAACAACAGCAGCAGCAGCAGCAACAGCAGCAGCAGCAGCAGCAGCAGCAGCAGCAGCAGCAGCAGCAGCAGCAGCAGCAGCAGCAACAGCAGCAACAACAGCAACAACAACAGCAACAGCAACAGCAACAGCAACAGCAACAGCAACAUCAGCAUCAGCAUGGGCAGCAACAACAGACUCACAAGAUUAACAAUAACAGCACCAACACUUCAUCAGGACAUCACCACCAUCAUCACCACCACCACCAUCACUCAGCCAGAGCAGCUGGCUCGGGUGCCACCUACCAGCAGCAUCAACAUCACCAACAGCAACAGCCACGAGCAUCCACUAUCAAACUCUUAGACCCCUACCAGAAGUGCUCCACAAAGCGCAAGUGCUUUGACCACAAUGGCAGUGGUGGUGGUAGUUUGGGUCUAGAGAGUGGGAAGGUGGGGCCCCCAGGUGGUGCCCCAGGAACAGCCUCCAAGACGGUGGCCCACGGGAAGGUGGCCCUGGGUGGCGGGGCACACAAUGCCACCAAGGGCGUCAAUUCAAAUGCUGCCGACGGAGACUAUCAGUUGGUACAACAUGAGGUGUUGUACUCCCUCACUGCCCAGUAUGAGGUGCUGGAAUUCCUGGGGCGUGGCACAUUUGGCCAAGUGGUCAAGUGCUGGAAAAAGGGCACCAAUGAUAUUGUGGCCAUUAAAAUCCUCAAGAAUCAUCCCUCCUAUGCUAGGCAGGGUCAGAUUGAGGUUGGAAUCUUGACAAGACUCAGCCAGGAAAAUGCAGACGAGUACAACUUUGUGCGAGCAUUCGAGUGUUUCCAGCACAAGAAUCACACCUGUCUGGUGUUUGAAAUGCUUGAACAGAACCUGUAUGACUUCCUCAAACAGAACAAAUUCUCACCACUGCCUCUUAAAUUCAUCAGACCUAUUUUACAACAGGUUUUAACUGCUCUUCUUAAACUAAAGCAACUUGGCCUGAUCCAUGCUGACCUCAAGCCAGAAAAUAUCAUGCUGGUUGAUCCAGUCAGACAGCCAUAUCGUGUCAAAGUCAUAGAUUUUGGCAGUGCUUCACAUGUUAGCAAGGCAGUCUGUAACACCUACCUACAGUCCCGCUACUACCGAGCUCCUGAGAUCAUUUUGGGUCUCCCUUUCUCUGAAGCCAUCGACAUGUGGUCCUUAGGUUGUGUUAUAGCAGAACUGUUCCUGGGUUGGCCACUCUACCCUGGGUCCUCAGAAUAUGACCAGAUUCGUUACAUCAGCCAGACUCAAGGGAUCCCAGCUGAGCAUAUGCUGAACAAUGCUACAAAGACCACAAAGUUCUUUUACCGAGACAAUGAGUCAACAUACCCAUUCUGGAGACUAAAGACCCCAGAGGAACACGAAGGAGAGACAGGCAUCAAGAGUAAAGAGGCUCGUAAGUACAUCUUCAACUGUUUAGAUGAUAUGGGUCAGGUUAAUGUACCCACGGAGCUGGAAGGCGGUGAGCUUUUGGCAGAGAAGGCAGAUCGACGUGAAUUCAUAGAUCUUCUCAAAAGAAUGCUGACCAUGGACCAAGAGAGACGCAUAACACCUGGAGAAGCUUUACAACACAGCUUUGUCACUUUACAACACCUUCUAGAUUAUCCACACUGCUCCAAUGUGAAGGCAUCCAUGCAGAUGAUGGAAGUAUGCAGACGGCCAGCUCCCCCAUAUGCCACAGCAGCAACUGUUUCACAGGCACAAGCUCUUCCACCCUCUCUCAUGCCUAACUAUGUCCACUCUACAAAUGGCUCAGUUACGCUCACAUUCAACAACCAGAUUACCAAUCAGAGGAAUCCAGGACAUUUCGGCACCAGACGAUUCAGCGGCAGGCAGCACCUCACCACAAAAUAUGGCUUAUAUCAAGGAAGCCGAAGUGGGCGUGGAUAUAGUGGCAGUAGUCGUGGAGAAGCAGCGGCAGCAGCAGCAGCAGCAGCAGCUUUCCAACCUCAGCUGGUCCCAUCUAUCCUUUGCCCACCACCUGCUGCUGCUUACCAAGGCCUUGCUUCACCUGGCAAACAUGUGACAGUUGUAACUCAACAGCCACAGUUACAACUCCAGCCAUCUUUACUCUCACAGCAGGUGGGAGGCGGAGGUCAAUAUGUGCCAGUAUCAAUGGUGGAGCAACCAGGACGUGGAAUGCUUCUAACAACUGGAGCUGCAGUAGGGGGUGGCUGGGGACGUGGGGGGCAGAUGGCGCUUGUACCUGGUGGUUGGCAACAGCUUCCACAGCCUCCAACUUCCCUCCAACAGCCAGCAAGUCUCCUUCCUGAUGCCACGGAUGCCUGGAGACGCACAUUUCUGGUGGACUCAUCAGUCGUGCAAGGAGAUGCCCCUCCUGCCAUGUUUCCCGUUGAUCUCCAUCCUGAAUUGUAUGAGGCCUACCCAUCUGGCACUUGGGCAGGAAGUAAGAGGUCUAGCAAGGCCUCCCUUAUGGGCCACUCCAGCACUCAUGCAGCCCACACCUUGCAUGUCACUGGAAGACCAACUCAGCCACCUGCACAUGACAAGAAGGACCUGAGCCAGCAACUUUCACCUGUCAAGAAACGGGUGAAAGAGGGGACUCCACCAGGUGCAUCUUCAGCCCACUGGGGAGCAACCAGUACUGCACAACAAAUUAGUCACAGCAACUAUCAUACCAGUCACAACAGUCACCAUUCUACACACCACCCGGGACAUUCCAGUCAUGUGGGUCAUCCCCACCAUCAGGCGCACCACUCAAACCACUCCAACCAUCAUUCAAGCCACUCCUCCAGUCAUCACAUUGUCACUCAUGGGAACCAUACAGGCCACCAAAGCCAUAGUAGCAGUCAUAAUUCUCACAAUGGUGGGCAUCCUGGAUUACCUUCACAGCAAACACACAACAGUCAGCAGCACUCCAGCAGCAGUUACAAUGGAAAUAUGGGAGGCAGCGGCCGGCAGCAGACCAUCACCAUCCGUGACACUCCUUCUCCUGCAGUCUCAGUCAUCACUAUCAGUGAUAGUGAUGAUGAAGCAGGAGGUAAAUGCUGCAAAGAUAGACAUUGUGCUACUUGUGUCAACAAUAACCAUGGCAAGAUUGCAGUGUCUUCUCACCAGCAGCAUCAGGUCUCCCAUGACGACAAAUAUGCCAGUCUGUCCCACAAUUACUCGUCAGUGGGUGCAUCUCAGAGCCAGAAGAAGCGUCUGCUAGCCAAGGCCCAAAGUGAAUGCAUGCUACAUGUGGCAAAGCCUGAGGCACGGGACUAUUCAACACAGCAAGCAAGGGAUGAUAUUUAUACUACUAGAGAGCACCUGGCUCCUCCUGCUGCGCAUGUCAGGGACUCCCUUCUACAGCCACCGCCUGCCCACCGUGACAACCUCCCUCCACCCGCAGCUCACACUCGUGACCAUGCCCGUAGUCACUCUCACACUCACUCUCAUGCACACACACAACCCCCACAGGCCCAUAAAGACUAUUCAGUACAGUCAACUGUGCACCCGGCUGGCCACAAGGACUACUCCCAGCCGCCAGUAGCCCAUAGUAACCGUGACCAGCGCGUGGUGGUUGGGAGUGUGAAGGGAUGGGGAAGCAGCAGUAGUGGUGGUGGUGGAAGCAGCAGCAGUGUAGUUGUUGCUGGCCAGGGCAGCACAGGCAGUAGUAGUAGUUUGAAUUACGCUCCCACAAUAGGACGAACUCACGUGCCUGCGAGUCACCAUUCACCAUCAUCACAGGCACAUUAUGUCAAAGGAGCAUUGCCUCCACCAGCCCACCACAGCAGUGGGCGCACAGUGCUGGCUGCCCCACCUGCACACCCUUUACCUGCCCACAUGCAGCCAACUGCAGUGUUCCCUACACACCCCCAAGUAGCUGCACCCUACACUGCCUACACUGCUCUCUCUCCAGCCAAGAGCCAGUAUCAAAGCAUCUGGUUUUCUGAGUAG
Penaeus indicus is the source of this 4610-nucleotide messenger RNA. RefSeq names its product homeodomain-interacting protein kinase 2-like (gene Hipk). Lineage: Eukaryota; Metazoa; Arthropoda; Malacostraca; Decapoda; Penaeidae. Gene Ontology annotation, biological process: peptidyl-threonine phosphorylation; peptidyl-serine phosphorylation. The transcript has 22 exons. Bases 267 to 4610 code for a protein of 1447 amino acids. Gene Ontology annotation, molecular function: protein tyrosine kinase activity; ATP binding; protein serine/threonine kinase activity. The record is from RefSeq and is a predicted model, not a curated record. Gene Ontology annotation, cellular component: nucleus; cytoplasm.